Molecule: messenger RNA, 694 nt
Organism: Ceratitis capitata (Mediterranean fruit fly)
Lineage: Eukaryota; Metazoa; Arthropoda; Insecta; Diptera; Tephritidae
Gene: Ak6
Product: adenylate kinase isoenzyme 6 homolog
Exons: 3
Coding region: 54-587 (177 amino acids)
Cellular component (GO): cytoplasm; nucleus
Molecular function (GO): AMP kinase activity; ATP hydrolysis activity; ATP binding
Source: RefSeq, a predicted model, not a curated record
AAUAAACAAAAAAGUACGAAUUUCACUACUUAAGAGUGAAUAUUAAAUAGAAAAUGACCUCAACAGAUGAAAAAGUGGACGCCAAGCCCAAUAUAUUAAUUACUGGUACACCUGGCGCGGGAAAGUCCUAUUUAUGCCAAAGGCUAGCGGAUCAACUGAAACUAAAUUGGUUGGAUUGCUCCAAAAUCGCCAAGGAGAAUGAUUUUGUUGAGGAGUAUGAUGAUGAGUACGAGUGUCCUAUAUUAGACGAAGAUAAGCUUAUGGACUACAUGGAACCGCUCAUGCAACAAGGUGGUAAUAUAGUUGAAUACCAUGGCUGUGAUUUCUUCCCAGAACGUUGGUUUCAAGCAGUUUUUGUGCUUACCUGCUCGAAUACGCAGCUAUUUGAUCGCCUCAAGGAGCGUGGAUAUAAUGAGAAAAAGUUGAAAUCAAAUCUUGAAUGUGAAAUAUUCGGCACUGUGCUUGAAGAAGCACGUGAAUCGUAUAAACCAGAUAUUGUAUUUGAAUUAAAAGGUGAUACUAAACUGGAUGCGGAGGAUAGCUGUAAGACUGUUAAGAACUGGUAUAAGGCUUGGAAGCGGAAGUAAUGUGUUAUUGUUAUUAACGAAAAUUAAAACAAAGUUACUAUAUAUGCACGCUAGUAUAAACAUAAUUUCUUAUUAUGAAAUAAAACAUAAUUUAAGAACACACCAAA